Molecule: messenger RNA, 2355 nt
Organism: Nakaseomyces glabratus
Lineage: Eukaryota; Fungi; Ascomycota; Saccharomycetes; Saccharomycetales; Saccharomycetaceae
Gene: MDM20
Product: Mdm20p
Source: RefSeq, a predicted model, not a curated record
AUGUCAGACAAAAUAGAAGAAGAAGUGCUAGAAUUGAUUAGAAGGUCAAAUUUCAAACAAUGCUAUGAUUAUGUUGGUAAGUUGAGGAAACAGUAUCCAAAUUCUGCUUUCCUAUUAGCGUUAGAAUUAUAUGUUAAGUAUAGGCAUACUCCUCAAAAAUUUGAUCGAACUUUGCUAGACACAAUUCAAACCUCUGAAACACAUGCGCUAUCAUUUCUAUACAAAUUUUAUGUUGAAUUGCUAUGUUAUGAUAAAGCCCUUGGUGUUUAUGAGAUUGCAGCAACAAAAUACCCUAGCUAUGAGACUUCUUAUAUGUGGUUUAGUAAAGCAGUGGAAGUUAACGAUUACAAGGCAAUGGCUAGAGCUAGUCUGCAAAUGGCAAAAUACAACUCUAACUCUAAUGACACCAAAUUGGAGUGCAGAGACUAUCUGAUUUGGCACGCCAUCUCCGUUGUGGCAUUAUUCAGAUGGAAAAGAAGCUCAGUAUCAGAGACAGAGUCGAAAGUCCUGCCUCAAUUAUGCUAUAAAAAUAUGCUUAGUCUGAAACCUUUCAAAAGUGUACAGGAAUUAAUUAUAUUCUGUGAAGUAUGUGAGACCUUAUUUGAUAAUAAGUCUAAAGAAAUUGUUGACCAAAUUUUGCCAAAACUAGAUUAUACUGCAGAUCUGUACUUGAAGAAUUUUUUUGUAAGAAACAUUGACAGCCUUGAGCCUCAGGAACGUUAUAAUUCCUGUAUCAAGAUCUUGGCCAAUUACGAUGAUUUUUCAGUGAUAGAAUGUUUGUUAAGAGCUGGUAUGGACUUAAAUAUUGACAAAAAUACUGUUCUGGAUAAACUCAAGAGUAUGAUAGGGGAUUCUCGCAACUUUAGAGUAGCAAAUUUAAAGGCUGAUGUCAUUUUUAAUGGCAGAGUACAGGAGCACGCAUUAAAAUUUUACAUUGAUAAAUUCUACAAUAAGCCAUGCUGCCAUAUAGACCUUAAUAAUUACUCAGAUUUUAUUGAUUUUAAACAACUGAGGCAAUUCUUUAUGGAUAUAGACAGUGAAGACUUGUUUUACGAAUACAAUAAACUCAUGUUAUUCAAAGAUUGUUCUGUAGAGCAAUCCAUUUCUAUAUUCAAAAAACAUCAGAAUGAAAUAAUUGUUAAAUCUAAGACUAACAUAUCUAAAAAUUCUGAGUUUAUAAUGAAUAUUAUUAGGGCCAAUGUUAUAGAGAAGAAAGAGAUGGAGAUUUCUGAUGUGCUGUUUGGAAUAACAAUUCUUGAAAACUAUCAAUCCCAAGAUCUCUACAACUUUGAGACUAGAUUAUGGCUGGUAGUUUUUUAUCUUUACUUAGGUAUUGUACCGUUAGCAUAUUCCCAUUUCAAGGAACUCAAUGUUAAAAACGUUCAAGUAGAUUCAGUAGAGUAUGUGAUGUAUUCCAGGUUUUCAACAAUGUUCCCAAAUAAACAGCAUGAUUAUCUCAAGAAUAUCUUCGACUGCCCAACGAAUAUCUACGAGAAUUCACUUAAAAGACUCCCAGCACUUCUAAGAGUUAGCUUCGAAAGAAAAGCAUAUAGUAAAAUUCUUGGGAUGAUUGAGUUUUACAGAAAAUUAGAGGUAUCAACCAAUAGAUGGAUGCGUAGUAUUGAAAAGAGUAAGUUGACUAGGUUGAAUAAUGAAAAGCGUAAUUCAGGAAUGACAGAAUUACUUGUUCUCUGGGAAAGCCUGCAACAUAUUAAUGAGCCUGGUUUGUCCGAUAAUAGAGAUAAGAGUCUAUUCCAUCCAUACCUUGAUCUUAGAUCAUGUCCAGCAGUUCUGCGACAACUACAUAUUGACGAAACUUGGCUAUAUGCAAAUAUUUCACAGGAAUUUAUGAUCGAAGCAGUUUCAUCUAGGGCAAUUGAGCCAAUAGUGAAGGAGAUGUUGUCGAAUUACGAUAUUAUAGAAAAGGUCAGCGCUAGUGAAACCAUGACUGUCACCGAAAGGCAAUCCUUCGAAUUGAUACACGAUGUAUAUGCUAAUGAUGGCUCCAAUGUGCUAUCUAUAUUGGACAAGAUUGAUUUAGCUGAAACUAAAAGUAUUGGAUGGCUUCAAAUUCAUUCAUAUUUGCAACAACUAACAGUGCUAAAAACUUUAGAUAAUAUGAAAAAACUAAAAGACAAGGUUGUGAAACAACAGAUCAAAUCUAAGCUCUCAUAUGUCAGAGGAAACUGUGAUGAGAUAUUCGAUGUAAUGAUUAGGGACAUAAAGAAAGGAGCUGGGCAAUUGAAAUCUGGUGGUUAUAAAGACAUUGUAGAUAGCUUAGGAUUUAACGAUUUGGAUGAAAAGAUUCUAGUUGAUUCCAUUAACACUGUUAGAAAAGUGACUAGGAAUUUGUAG